Molecule: messenger RNA, 2220 nt
Organism: Anolis sagrei ordinatus
Lineage: Eukaryota; Metazoa; Chordata; Lepidosauria; Squamata; Anolidae
Product: coagulation factor XIII B chain
Biological process (GO): blood coagulation
Source: RefSeq, a predicted model, not a curated record
CAGAAUUUUAGGUGUUUUUCUGGAGCUCAGAAAUAGAAACAUGAAAUUAUAUUUAAGGAAUACAUGUUAAUACAAUGGAAGAAGGCAAAAGGCACAUUCUUGUCAAUUAUUAACUGAUUUUCCUCCUGAAACUGAGUAAACCAGCAGAGUUGGUGUAAUACAAGCUGCACGCAGGAUGGGAUAUAAAAGCUGGAUUUUUCUAUUUUUAUUGGUUGCCUCGGAAGAAAUCCUUGCAGAAGAGGAGCUCUGUGACUUGCCCAACAUAGAAAAUGGAAGAAUUGCUCCAUAUUAUUACAGUUUUAGAAAUUAUUACUUUCCGAUGAAGCAAGGUGAAAAGCUUUCUUAUUCAUGUUUGGCUGGUUAUGCAACAGAGAGCGGUGGUCAAGUUGGAAGUACAAACUGCACAUUAAGAGGCUGGACGCCAGUCCCAAAAUGCUAUAAAAAAUGUGUGAAACCUCCCUUGACUAAUGGUGUUUUCUCUGAUGCAAAACUGUCCUAUGCAAUAUGGGAGAGCCUGCAGUUCACCUGUGAUUCGGGUUAUUGGACUCCCGAAGGCGGCAAGGAUAAAACUAUGCAGUGCCUUCAAGACGGAUGGUCAACCCAGCCACAAUGCAUUAAAGAAACUGCAACUUGUUCAGCACCAGACCUUCUCCAUGGACUCUACCAUACAGUCCAGAGACAUUUCAGUCUUAAUGAAAAACUGAAAUAUAGCUGUGAUGAGGGAUAUCUUACUACUGGAGGCAAUUCAACAGAGGAGGUGCAGUGUCUUCCACAAGGCUGGUCCCAUUCUCCCAUGUGUAUCAAAUUUGGAUGUUCAUUUGUAAAUCCUAUACAACACAUAAGUCUUCAUCCCAGGAAAGGGAGAUAUGAAGAAGGAGAUGUUGUUCAGUUUUUCUGCCUGGAAGGCUAUUAUUUAAAAGGAGCAGAAUUAAUUCAGUGCUAUUACUUUGGCUGGUACCCACAACCUCCAGUAUGCGAAGAAAUAAGAAACAAGUGUCCUCCUCCUCCUCAACCACCUAACGUGAAAUUAUUAUACAAUUUAAGAACCUACCACCAUGGAGAUAUACUGCAUUUGGAGUGUGAGCAAUCAUUUGAAAUGAGAGGAGCUGCAGAAAUUCGGUGUGAGGACGGCAAGUGGACUUCACCACCCAAAUGUAGUGAGGUGGACAGGACAGCAAGUAUGGAUGGUCGUCACAAUCUUGCAAAUGAUGGGAGCUGCAGUUCCCCUCCUAUGGUUGAAAACAGUGUCAUAACUAACACAGUUGAUCCAGUGUUGACGAGCUACAGAAGUGGUUCCUUAGUGGAAUACAGUUGUUUCCAAUUGCAUCUGAUGAAAGGACCUAAUACAGUUCACUGCAUUCAGGGAAGUUGGACAAACCCUCCAAUUUGUUUAAAACCAUGUUUGAUUAAUGAUGAAACCUUUGGCAAUUACAAUAUAGAAAUGAAAUGGAGGUUGGAAGGAGAACUGUAUUUCUUACAUGGUAAUAUUAUUGAAUUCAUGUGUAAACCAGGAUAUGUUCUGCCCUUAACAACCAGGGAAUCCCAGUUGAUGGUACAGUGUAAUGAUGGAGAACUGAAAUAUCCUGAGUGUAUUUUGAAAGGCAAAAAUGAAAACUGUGGCUCUCCACCUUCCAUAGAAAAUGGAGUUGUGAUAGGCUCACCAACAACGAACUAUAUCCCAGGUUCUUCAGUAGAAUACAAUUGCCAUGAAUAUCAUUUUUUGCAAGGGUCAAGAACAGUGUUCUGUUCAAGAGGCCAGUGGACUACCCCACCCAGUUGCAUAGAACCAUGUACCUUAUCACAUGAAGAGAUGGCAAACCAUAAUUUGGAUCUGAGAUGGAGUUUUGACAACAGGCCUUAUUUUCUGCAUGGAGAAUUUGUUGAGUUUAUAUGCAAACGUUUCCACUUGAGAUCACCAUCAACUUCAGAAGCUGAUUUCAGAGUAAAGUGUCAGAAUGGGCAACUGCUGUAUCCACAUUGCAUUGGAAUAAGAGGGUGAUAAAACAAUGGAGAAAAGGAAGCCUGGAUGACUCUUUCUAUUGCAAGAUGGUUGCCAAUAUGAAUUUUGGCUCAGAUGUUGACUGUCACAGGGUACUUUGGUCAACCAGGAUGUCUGGGAUAGCUGAACACCUCAAUUUAAAACAUCAUUUGAAUAUUCUUUUGAAAGUACAAACUCACUGUCUAUUUGCUGUAAUAAAGGGGAUAUUUUGUUGCCUUACA